Molecule: messenger RNA, 1233 nt
Organism: Trametes versicolor FP-101664 SS1
Lineage: Eukaryota; Fungi; Basidiomycota; Agaricomycetes; Polyporales; Polyporaceae
Exons: 3
Coding region: 1-1233 (410 amino acids)
Source: RefSeq, a predicted model, not a curated record
AUGGCGGGUAUCGUCAAGUACACGCGCUCCGCGUCGUGCUUGCGUAUCUUGCGUUUCCCGCUGUCCGCUCUGCCCUCUACUUGCGGAUACGGCUAUGGUGUGAAGAUUGCUGUUCUCGACGAGUGUUUGCAUCGUCUCGCGCCCACACUGGAGAAACUUGUCCUUGAAAUCUCGACGCCCGGGUCGAUCCUGUUCGACACGAAGGGCACGGAAUAUCUCGCCUUGCGCUCCCUCACGAUGGGCAUCGAGGAUGGCCUCGUGCGCAUGGACAUCCUCGUGCACAAGUUUCCUGCGCUGGACGGCACACUCGAUGUCAGAUCGUCUUGCAUGCAAGACGAUGAGCCAAAACAACAGCAGAUCCGCGCGUCGAACCAGGAGCACCAGAAACGGCAGUCAUGGAGACACCUGGAUUGCGUUAUGGGUAACGUGCUCGCCCUCUUCACGCUCGGGCUGACGUGCCCCGUGCGCCGUCUCGUGUUGGACGGCUUCCGCACCCACAAAAAGAGCCACCUAGUGGAGAUUUUGCGCUCGGCGCCCCCGACGCACUUCAACCUAUCGGUUUUGCUGGAUCGCUGGAAUGCCGACGAUGGUCACAAUGAUGUCUUCCUGGGCCUGUUCCCUCCAGAGGUUCUCCCGAGGCUGACACACCUGGUGCUUGUCCUCGACUACGGUAUCUUCCCGGAGAACGUGCGUGAGACUGAUGCGGAAAGCAUGCACUGGCACGCGCUGCUUGCGGAUAUCAUCAGCUCUAUCAGCGGGCUGCAUCUUACCCACUUGCGUCUGGUCGUCCACUACUGCAUCGACCUGACCACCGAUGAGGACGAGGACGAGGACGAUCCAGUAGAUUAUUCCAAGGAUUUCGUGCGCAGCAUCGUCGACAUCGAUCACGAGCACCUUGCAACCGAGCUCAUGGCCGCCAUCCCCUCGCUGCAGCACAUCUUUAUAGGCACAGGAGGCUCGUUCGUAGUGGACAUGAGGCCGAGCGAGCCUAUUGUGAACGAGGACUGGCCUCAUGGUUUUGACCCGCGGGGAGCGGGGACACGUGGCCGCUGGUUUGCGCAUUCCGCGUGGAGGCCGUCAUACGUCGGAAUCCCCAGACGGCUACACACAGUCGAGAUGGACCGAAAACUACUAGAGGAAGAUCUAGUGCUGUCCAAAAACGACAACUUCUCACUGGGGUUCCAGAAGACAUGGAGCGCGGAAGAAACCGCACCAUGGCCCCUCCCGGAGUGA